AGGUUUUUUAGAGGCGGAGCUCCUGCUGCCAGAAACAAACUUCACUCCAGUUCAAACUGUCAGAACGCAUUAAUUUCACUUUAUUUAGUAGAAGUGCUGAGAAAGCGGGACUGCUACUGCAGCUUCUGCUGAAAAAGAGGCAGCAUGGAUUAUCCCAUGGUUGGUCGUAAGCGGCAUCUGUUAUUAUGCGACGAUCAGAUUCCUCUCCAUAGAAAACGCUUUAUGGACUCCGAUGCGCAUCAGGACAGUGCGAUGACAAGUGGUUGUGGCACCUGGCUGCAUAAAGGGUGUGUAAACAGGUUGAAGAGUAAUCACCUGGAUGCUGCCAAAAGGCUUUGGGAGCUGACUCUAUUCUGGGCUGACACAAACAGUUCUGCUCAGAAAGUUUUAGAGUGUCUCAAAACCAAACGAGAUGACAUCUUCUUGGACAACUCAGUCAAUCACAAGUUUCUCUCCUUUCACAAGGAUAUCAUGGAGGAGUAUGGCAUAGAAGACAAGCAACAUUCGUGGGCAGUCAUUGAGAAACAGGAGGAGAUCAUACUGUAUGGGCCUUAUUACCCUAACUAUAGCAGCGGAGAACACAGCGAGGACAUCAUCAUUAAACAAACCCAGGAGCUUCUGCAGGAAGAAAAUGUUCCUAUAGACUGGACAGUGUAUGUUUUCACAAUGAACAGUCCUUGUUUGGCAAGGAACUCUAAGCCAUGUAUGCUAAACCUGGUGCAGAAGGCUCACGACUGGUGGAACAUGUAUGCAGUGAAGACUUGUAUAGGCUAUAUGAGAAGUUGGGGCUUUAAAGGAAACAAGGAAAACCUGUUCAAGGACAUAAAUUACAGACAAGUGGAAUUGAUUACUCAAAGUGCAGACUAUGACAGCUACAUUGAUUCAGUUAAUAAGAUUGACGGUUUCAGUCCUUUGUGUGUAACUAUGUUUUCUGUCGCCAAAAGUGUGCUUGGAUCUGAGAAACUCAUUUUUCCUUUGAUAACAUCAGAGGAGAAGCAGCACCAGAAGAGUUACUUCAAAAGCAUGAACAGUAUUCUUGAGUCCAAACAGGAAGGAGAGAAAAAAGUUCUUACAAAUGAGCUGAACGCAGUCGUUGAAGCAGCAGACCUACUUUUAGGGGAAAACCGGACCUUUGAUGAACAUUUGGAAAAAGGAAAGGUGUUUUCUCUCACUUAUGCUUUCAGCUCAGAGGUAUGCGAAGGCCUCCAGGAAGAAAUGAGAAGCAGGUUUCAACAGUGCUGGAGGGAAACAGUACAGGACAGGUGUGCAGAGUUUGUCAGGGAGAAGCUGACAGAUGAAUUUAAUCAACGCACCGUUCAGCUUUUCAUUGACGACAUUCACACUUUUACAAAAGCGUAUUUGCAAAUCGGGAAACUGAAGUUUUAAAAUCCGGAUUUUUAUUAAACAACGUUAAAAAGAGGAUGGCAAUGUCUGUGUUAGAAAUCUUUGUUAUGCAUAAAAACACAUUUAAAGAGACCAAUUUGUCAUUUAUAUUACAUCAAAAGGGUUUCUUUAUUACUCUGCUUACAAUAUAUCACAAAUAACAAAGUACAUGAUUAUAAUGGAGUGAGGUUUUUUACAUAAGCUUAUACAGUUCUCAUUCUUGUAAUUACACAUGGCAGUAUCCCACGUUUACACUGGUUGCCUCCACAUGCUUCUCAGCAGCAGACUAGAAAGUAUUGCAAACACGCUGUACAGAGUAUCCAACAAUAACAGAGUCAUAAAGGAUGUUUAUUUAAGUCAGGGUUCCCACUAAAUAGGAAUGCUAUUAAAAAGUCAUCUUUACCGACAAGUAGAUGCACAUCUGAAGUAAAACCAGCAGAUGGAGCUGUUUGUCUGCCUUCAUAAUACUUGGGAAUUAUGCUGCUUAGGUAGUUUAGGUACAUUUUCUUGGAAAGUGGCCUUAAAGAAGGUGCUCUUAUUGCACUUGUGCAUCUCUUUCAGCGAAGUAAUACUGUGGAGGAGGUACGGAUAAGAUAGUUUAAGGGAUAUUUUAGGGUAAUUUAAUUAUUUCAGAGUAAUUUGUAUUUCCUUGGUUGGUUUGAGCAGAGAUUUAAAGAGUUGCGACCACUCUUUAAAGUUGAAUCUUAAAAAGUCCUUCACAUUCAUUGACAUAAAGAUCUAUUUUGUUGCAGGACUGUAUUAAAAAAAAAAAAAAACGAAUCUCUUUAAAGUGAGUUUUGUAGAUUUAAAGUUGGUUUUUAUCCCCAUUAUCAUUCAAACCAGUGUAAGGAAAUAUAUAGUUUAUCUCCCACCUCUUUUGUCCCAGUUACAGUUCUUUUAAACUUCUUCAUGCCGUAGCUGCUGAUAUAGGCAAACAGU
This is a messenger RNA of Cyprinodon tularosa, 2322 nucleotides long. RefSeq lists its product as uncharacterized. The transcript is spliced from 3 exons. Lineage: Eukaryota; Metazoa; Chordata; Actinopteri; Cyprinodontiformes; Cyprinodontidae. The record is from RefSeq and is a predicted model, not a curated record. The coding region runs from base 145 to 1386 and encodes 413 amino acids.